Peromyscus californicus insignis is the source of this 4461-nucleotide messenger RNA. RefSeq names its product CMRF-35-like molecule 4. Lineage: Eukaryota; Metazoa; Chordata; Mammalia; Rodentia; Cricetidae. The transcript is spliced from 4 exons. Gene Ontology annotation, molecular function: transmembrane signaling receptor activity. The record is from RefSeq and is a predicted model, not a curated record. Bases 3114 to 3728 code for a protein of 204 amino acids. Gene Ontology annotation, cellular component: plasma membrane.
AUGAACAAUGGCUUUGUUGCAUACACAGACACACACGUACACAUACACACUUUCUCACACAUAGCCAUACACUGUACCCAAAAACACAUAUGUACCAGUGCUGUGGGAUAAUGCUUUUGUACACUGAUUUAAUAAAAUGUUGAUUGGCCAGUAGCCAGGCAGGAAGUAUAGGUGGGAUAAGCAGAUAAGGAGAAUUCUAGGAAGAGAAAGACUGAGUCAGGAGACACCAGGCCUCUCUCCAGGGAGCAGCAUGUAAUGGGACACAGGAAAAUCCAUGGAAAAUGUGGCGACAUAUAGAUGAACAGAAAUGGACUGAGUUUAAGUGUAAGAGAUACUCAGUAGAGAGCCUGAGCUAAUGGCUGAGCAGUUUUAAUUAAUAUAAGUCUCUGUGUGUUUACUUGGGUCUGAGCGGCUGCGGACUGGGUAGGACACAGGAAAACUUCAGCUACAUAGGAGCCCUGAGAGUACAGGUGCAUGUUCCGGUGAACCCUGAGAGUACAGGUGCGUGUCACAGUGACCCCUGAGAGUACAGAUGCACACAUGUUACAGUGACCCCUGAGAGUACAGGUGCGUGUUACAGUGACCCCUGAGAGUACAGGUGCGUGUUACAGUGACCCCUGAGAGUACAGGUGCAUGUUACGGUGACCCCUGAGAGUACAGGUGCACACGUGUUACAGUGACCCCUGAGAGUACAGGUGCGUGUUACGGCGUCCGGCUUGACGUGGCUUCUGAGGAUCUGAACUCUAGUCAUCACCUGUGCAGAGCGAGCACUUUACCUCUGAGCCAUCUCUCCAGCCCGUGGAGGUCCCUGAGACACCAGGCUCCUUGAAGUGGUCUUGGGGCUUCUAAGUGGCCACAAGAGAGCCACAGGAAGGAAUCCAGAUCCUACAUAGAACUCCUGCUACAACACUGUGUUUACAAAUUUCUAUAUAACGCUAAGAUUUUCUUGUGUGUGCAGGUUCCUCAUCUGUCCAAGCUUAUCUAACUAACGCAGCUCUUGUAGAGUGACUCAACAUCAACAUGAGGUACAGCUGGCGGCUCAGCCGUGGCCGUCACCGAUACUUCUGAGCCCCUAGUCCUCACUCAAGUUCAGCACAAAGGGAAUGUGGCUUUGUGUUGUGUUGGGUACACUGAUUUGCCACAGAGGAGGUUUUGUGACUCCACCUUGAACGUGACUCCCUGUUACCACACUCCUCAAGUCUGGGCCAGAGUUUAAGAACUGAUGUGCUCAUUAAGCUCAGUUAUAAGUCAUUUGCUGUGCUAUGAAUCAAGCCCUGUGCAGAGGAGGUACCACAGGUCAGAGGCAGACCUGAAUCAGAACACAUUCCCUGAUCUCCAUUAGCCACUGCUCAGCAGAGGUCUCUCUCUCUCUCUCUCUCUCUCUCUCUCUCUCUCUCUCUCUCUCUCUCUCUCUCUGAAAAUGAGGAUGUAGCCCUCAGUUUUGUCUCCACAAACUUGUCUCCCAUGCCAGCCACCAUGCUCUCUGCCGUGAUAAUAAUGGACUAAGCCUCUGAAACUGUAAACAAGCCUCCAAUGAAAAGCUUUCUCUAAUAUGAGUUGUGGUCAUGGUGUCUCUUCACAGCAGUAGAGUACUGACUAAGACACCAAGCAGAGACUAUGGCAUUGGAGUCCCCAAGUGAAUACACAAAGCAGAUUAUUUGCUCUUGUUGAGCUGAUAUUGAGUUGAGCAUAAAGAAACAAAGGACACAGACAAAAUUCAGACAGACACCCUGAAGAUGUAUAUGUGAGAGGCAAGAACUGGAGAAAGUGAUACAAUGAGAAAAUUUCUGCAUUAUCUGUUAAUAGGGAUUGGAAAUCAGUGGAAUACAUAUGAUUGCCCAGAGGAGAGCCCCAGGCCAAUGAAGAGCAAGUACCAGUGUCCCCUGUAAAUGUCACCACAGCCUCUAGAUACUGACAUAUAUCAGAGAGGUACAGAUGCCUCUAAGGUUAGGUGCAUCACUGGGCUCUAAGAAACAUUCUCUUGCCUUCUUCCCCAACAUGAGAGGGAAAUGGACCUCCAGCAUUAGGAACUGGAUUAUCAGAAAGGAGAGACCUGAGGUUAUUCUUCAUUCUCCCUCCCAACACCUAACACCCACCCAAAACAUUGACAACAGGCCCAUGUCUAGAUACGGGGCCAGGAGACAUACAAACACAGAGUCAUCAGGUAGAGUGGCUGAUGUCCAUACUUUCAGCACUCAAGGAAUGGAGCAUUUCUGUGAGUUCAAGUUCAGCUUGAAACAGUGCAUUCCAGCACAUCCUGGGUUGCAAUGUGAGAAACUGUCUCAAAUAAACAAGGUCUGACACAUAUCUCAGUUGGUAGAGUGCUUGUCUAGCAUGUAUGAAGCCCUGGGUUCAAUCCUGAGCACAGCAUAAAUGGCAUGUGGUAGAUCACACGUAUAAAAACGUAGAUUCAGGAAGUAGAAGCAGGAGGAUCAAUUCUAGGUCAUCCUUAGUUGUAUAGAGCCAGAUUGAGCUAGAGAUCUGCCACAAACAAACAAACAGAAUAAGAUGGAAGAGGAGAGAGAGCUGUGACCUACAGGUUUGUGCCUUUGUGGGGACUCAGCAUCAACAUAAAUGCUGAUUAAGGUGUCAGGAUCACAGUUUUUGCUGGACCCGCUGUGUGAACCCAGAAAUAGUGCCAGAGACCCCAUGGACUAAGAGCACUCUAUGGAAGGGUAAGCUGAAUUUUGGAAGGAGAUGGUUCCUCUGCUCACAGGGAAGGAGCAAGAGAAGACUGACAGCCCUCACGUCCACUCAGGAAGUGGUGUGUCACAGAGGGUGGAACAGCCUGAACAAAAAAAGGAAAUACUUUCCAGGGCUCUGCCAGGAGUGGGAAGGUUGUGAAGCCCUUAGCUGAAGGCUAGGGGACAGGUAGCACCCACAAUCCAUGGUCGUGGAUGUGUCCCCUCACUGGGAGUGAUGGGAACCAGUGCCCCUGAGGUCUGGAGCAUCUUCAGAGCACUUCCUGUACCAGUUCAUCUGGAGCCACCCAGAGGACCAGGAAGCAGAGGACAGAAAAGAGAACUCGGCAUGUGAACACUGAACUUUCUAGAAGGACACGGCCCCUCCUCCUCUUGGGCUUGGUGUGGGCAGGAGACACCAGAGCUGAAGAAAUGACCCCAAGAGUGAUGGGAGUGUGGCUGCCUUCAGCUCUGCUCCUCUUGCAGGUCCCACACUGUGUCCCUCUGCGUGGCCCCAGCAAGGUGACAGGCACUGUGGGGGAGUCCCUGAGUGUGCGGUGUCAGUACGAGGAGGAACACAAGACUAACGACAAAUACUGGUGCAGAGUGUCACUGCUACCACCAUGUAAAGAGAUUGUCAAGACCAGAGCCUCAAAAGAAGCUGGGAAUGGCCGAGUGUCCAUCAGGGACCAUCCAGCCACCCUCACCUUCACAGUGACCUUGGAGAACCUCACCCUGGAGGAUGUAGGCACCUACAAGUGUGGGGUGGACAUGCCACUUAUUGAUGACUCCUUAGAGAUCCAUCCCUCCUUGGGGAUCGAUGAGUCCUUCAAGGUUAUGGUGUCCGUGGUCCCAGGCUCUAGCCCCGAGAACAGAGCAAAUACUCUGGGGUCCCCCACAUCCUCACCAGUGCACACUCAGUCCAGCGUGACCACAGAGGAUACAACUCCUGGUCCCAGCCUACAACCCCGGGGAGUGUCUUGUGAACAACAGCUGCUCAUCUACAGAUUGGGACACAGCAAUGACACCCAGACCCAGACCUGCUGAGAUGGAGUUAGUUUCCUGUCAAGAGGUUACUACACAAACACACCCAGAGUCUGAAGAGAUGGUUUAUGCUGGUAAAGGAUCUGAGUUUGAGCCUCAGCACCCACAUGUGAGGCAUGGUGGCAUACACUUGAAAUACCUGAGCUGUGGAGGUGGAGACAGGAGGAUCCCUGAGACUCACGGGCCAGCCAGCCUAGACUACUUGGCAAGCUCCAGGCCAACGUGAGAUCCUGUCAGAUAACAAGAUAGAUGGAUCAGGUGUGGUGACUCAUGCCUUUAAUCCAGCACUUGGGAGGCAAAGGCAGGCCAGUAUCUGUGAGUUUAAGACCAGCCUGGAAUACACAGCAAAUUCCAUUCUAGCCAGACCUGCUAAGUGGGACCUCUCUCAAAACAAACAUAGCAAGGUGAUGAUUCUUGAGGAAUGGCAUCCAAGGUUAUCAUCUGGGCUGCACAUUCAUGCACACACAUGUGCACCUGGAUACACACACUUGAACACACACACACACUUGAACACACACACACACACACACACACACACACACACACACACACACACACACCAGUAAAUUAAUUAAUUAACUAAUGAAAAUAAAUACAGUCACUGGUUUGUGGUGGCACAAGCCUUUAACACCAGUACAUGGAAGAUAGAGGUAGGUGGAUCUCUGCUAGUUCAAGGCCACCUGGUCUACAUAGUGAGUUCCAGGACAGCCUGGCCUACAUAAAAGAGAGACUCUUC